Diospyros lotus (date-plum) is the source of this 2883-nucleotide messenger RNA. RefSeq lists its product as uncharacterized. The transcript has 5 exons. Bases 894 to 2438 code for a protein of 514 amino acids. The record is from RefSeq and is a predicted model, not a curated record. NCBI's taxonomy places the organism in Eukaryota, Viridiplantae, Streptophyta, Magnoliopsida, Ericales, Ebenaceae.
AACUAAUCAUUGUGAGAGUUACAUACAGAGUCAAUGCCCUUCUCUCUCUUUCUCUCUCUCUCGCUGUACAGAAAUGGAAAAGCACAAGUAUUAAAUGUGGCAGAGAAAGCAAACACGAAGAUCGAGAGAGAGAAUCACAAGUGUCCUGCGAGUCGGAGGAGGAGCAGUUGCCAGUAGCAGAGCGCAGAAAGAAGCAUGUAUGCGACACCGCACCAACGACAUUUGAUAUCGGAAAACGAUAUCGAAUCUCAACUCCGCUGCCUCCACGGCACGCAUUAUUACUAUUAAACUAUUGCCAAAGGUAGGGCAAACUUAAUAAUGGCGCUCAGACACCUCGCGUUGUUCCGCGUGUGACUUUGGCUCCUUUGUUGUAAAUUUCCGACUUUGGCUCCUUCGUUGUAAAUUUCCUUCACAUGCUUCUUCUUUCUUGCAACAAAAGUCGAAGAAAGAGAAUCCUUCAGUUGAGAGAUGGCAUUGGUUCGCCGCUUUGAUUAAUGGUAAAUUUGGUGAUUGGUAAGCCAAGCUCGUCUUCGUCUUCUUCUUCGUCUUCUUCUUCUUCCCCAAUUUCUGCGACUUAAAAGUGGGAAAAUAUUUUUAAGGAAUUAAAGUUCCAAGGAGGGGGAAAUAUCAAAUAGUAAGGCUCAUUGCAUUUCAAAUCUCCGUUCUUCCAGAAAACGAGGCGCCUCGCACGCCUACGUGUGUGUGUAUAUAUAUAUUUUCUAUUAUAUAUAUAUCCUCUCUCUCUCUCUCUCUCUAUUCUGUACCGUUGAAUUCAAAAUCGACCAGAAGAGAAUAAGGAAGGGAGAGGAAAACCUACCUUUCAAGCCAUUCUAUCCAUUUUCGUGUCUUUUGUGUAUCAGAAUUCAGAAAAAAAACAGAUUUUAACGGCGAAGAUGUCGUCAACAGCCCCCGCAAUUAGGAGGCCGAAGUGGCAUCCAACCCCGCAGCCACCUCCGAGCCCUAAGAUACUCAACUUGCCACGGCGGACUCGCCGGAAACAGCCCAGAAAGGCCGCCCCAAAGCCACCCGUCGCCGCUGAUAACUAUAGGGGAAGGCUUGAUGCUCUGUUCGAUCAAGAGCGGACGUUCUCGAGUAGUAGUGUUCCUGUUGUGUUGCUGAACUCGGGCGAAGGUGAUGAUGAUGGCGAGAGGAGAGAGAGAGUCGCCGGAGAGUGUGAAGACGGCGACGGUGGUUUUGCGGAGGAGAAGUGGAUGUUCCAGGCGGAGAUUCUAAGGGCAGAGUGCAAUUUCCUGAGGAUGGAGAGAGAGUUUGCGCUCAACAAGUUCGAGAGGAACCGAUUGCACAUGGAGAAGACUCUGCGUUCUGUUCUUCACACCCUCGUUUCUGGAAGGGAGAAAAUCUAUGAAGGUAAAAAUGCAAAUGCAGUACUGGAGGAAGAGAUUAAGGAUUUAGAGGAGAAGUUAGAGGAGUUACAGAAGAGCUCUGGAAAUGAUUUUGAAGUUCGACACUGUAGUAAUUUCGAUAAAGAAGCAUAUCUUUUGCAGCGACAGCUAGAGAAACUUGGUGUUUUAUGGGACGAGAAAUGUGUGAACAAGAUCAGAGAGAUGGCUGAAGCAAGUUUUAAUGUCAAUAUAAACCAAAGAAGCGACCAUGAAAGUUUCAUUCCUGGUCAUAAAAGCUAUAAUAUGUUCACUGAUGUAGAAGUGCUGAGAAGGAAAAUGGAGGGAUUAUCAAAAGGGAUGUUGGAUAAAAUGGAGGAAUAUGGGUCGAUGAUUGCCGCUACAGCCAAUGCCUCUGCUCCCACCUCCAAGCGGGUCGAAUUUCCUGGUUCUUCCUUGUGUGCAAAACAACCCUAUCAGGCGUCAACUUUGCAUGAUGACCACAAAUGCUCAGGAUAUUGCAAGGUUAUAGUGCGGAGGAUUAUAGAGCAAGUGAGAACAGAGACAGAGCAGUGGUCCCAAAUGCAAGAGAUGCUAGGCCAAGUGAGGGAGGAAAUGGAAGAACUACAGGCAUCUCGAGAUUUUUGGGAAGACCGAGCUCUUGAUUCUGAAUACAAAAUCCAAUCCCUACGUUCUACUGUGAAAGAGUGGAGAAAGAAAGCCAUCACCUUUGAAGCCAAGGCUAGUGAGAUGCAAAAAGAAACAUCUGCACUUCGAGGGGAGCUUGAAAAUCUAAAGAAGGAACGAGAUGAGGAAGUAACAAGGACCAAAGAUUUGGCACCGAUUUCCUUGGGUGAACAUAUUGCAAAAGAGAAGCACGUGUUGGUUUGUAGGCUGAAGGAAAAGCCUCAUCAAGCUGACAAAGGGAGCAGGCAGGAAACCGGUGCUGACAGAAGAAGAAAAACACACACAAGCAGCAACAAUAUUGGGGCUCCAAGACGCUCGCCAUUUCAAAACAUAUCAAACACAUCGCCAAUUCUGAGGCAGAAUAGCAAAGCAGUAUUCCCUCUGCAUUUCCCUGAAACUUGUGAUGCAUAGACAAGCUGUUAAACUAUGCACGCCUACACACGUCCAGAGAGAGAGGUUGGUUAAGAACCAGCUUCUUCUUCUUCUUGUUCUGCUAACUGAGGCUUCUAGCUAGUAGAGAAUUUGGUUGUAGACUGGCAAAUUGGCAAUGCAGUAGGUUCUCUGUGGUAAUGAGAAAUCUAUGAUGAUUAAUGCUCAGAAAAUUUGCUGUCUUGUUUACAAACUUUUGGUUUGCUCUCUGGAAAACAAACACCACACGAGAGCUAUCUGAAAAUUAGGCCAUUUGCUUUCUAUGAGUUGUAACUUCAUCAGGCAGAGACAUUUGUAGAUUCCAUCCAUGCCAUUCAGCAACAAUGCUGCUGAUGCAUCAUCAACUUUGUUCUGCUUUCAUGUGGCAAGGGUAAGCUGGUUAUCAACGUAUAAAAGUUGAUAAAAAUAAGAAUUCAGUCCGAAACUA